Messenger RNA from Elgaria multicarinata webbii, 1570 nucleotides. RefSeq names its product F-box protein 5 (gene FBXO5). Gene Ontology annotation, molecular function: protein binding. The transcript is spliced from 4 exons. The record is from RefSeq and is a predicted model, not a curated record. Gene Ontology annotation, biological process: regulation of mitotic nuclear division; negative regulation of meiotic nuclear division. Gene Ontology annotation, cellular component: nucleus. The coding region runs from base 1 to 1173 and encodes 390 amino acids. Lineage: Eukaryota; Metazoa; Chordata; Lepidosauria; Squamata; Anguidae.
AUGAAACGUGAUAUUAAUUGUUACCAUGUUAACUGUGGAGUUGUACCAUUAAAACCUACUGCAACAGAGAAAAGAUCAGAAGAUCCGUGUAUUGCUAAUUAUGAUGAAGAGUUUUGUAAAGACUGCACUAAAGAGAGGCUAUUGCAUAGCGACCUGCACCACGGAAGUUCCAGAAGUGUCAGCAUCAAAAGCGAAGGCAAGCCCAUACAUAACAAAGAAAACCAACAAGUAUCAUGGAGACAUGUUGGGACUGCCAUUGAAAUGGACAACGGAAAUGAGGACAGUGGAUACUCUUCUUUGUUGGGCAAUCACCAUGAUACCAGUGAACAUGAUGACAUUUUGGCAGGAAAUAUUAGUGAUACACCAAAUCACAGUUUCAGUCAAAGAAAAAAUUUGCUUCCAGUCCUCCAUUUUGAAGAGCUUGUCUGCUCAACUUUGAAAAAAACAUGUAAAAGAAACCCAAAGGCAUUGGCUGUUGUCUUAGAUAAGAUGGCUUCCAGGCAAAGCAUGGAAUUCACAAAUCUUAUUGGCAAAAAGAUGGGACUAGAUAAGUUGGACAUACUUAGUGAGCUAUUCCAUGGGAUGUUCAGACAUCUAUUAGCAAGCAUCUUAAGACAUCUCAGUUACAUCGACUUGAUCAAUGUGGCUAGAGUGAGCACAACAUGGAAGAAAAUUCUACAGGAUGACAAGUGGGCUUUCCAGAUGUAUAACAAAGCACUAAAAUUUACUUUGAGUAAUAAUGCAAAGUCUUCCAAACAGGCUGAUACAAGGGAAUAUACUCUUCACCGAGAAGCCUUAACUGCUGUUCAGAAAGUAGCAAUUGCACCAAUCAACCUUUCUAAAAAAGCAUCCAGAAUCAAGACAAGCAACCAAAGUAUUCAGAACUCUUCCUCUUUCAGCCGGCACACAUUGUUUUCUGAGGUUGCAAAGACUUUGAAAAAUACUGAAAACCUGAAAGCUUGCCAUCGCUGUGGCUCCCCUGCAAAGUACGAUGCCCAUCUGCAAAGGGCGACAUGCAUCCGCGAAGGCUGUAGUUUCGACUUCUGCACUAAAUGCUUAUGCAGCUACCAUACUGCCAAGGACUGUAUAAGUGGAAAGCCUGUGAAACCAUCCUCCAAACUAGGACCCCUUCCUGGUACCAAAAAAAGCAAGCAGAACUUACGGAGACUAUAAUUUCUGUGGUUUAGGGUGUGGUUAGUGUAACCUAUAGAUUGAUUUUAGACCCCAGAAGAAGAGUGAAUGUGAACGUUCAUUAUAAAAAAAAUUUCAAAAACCAAAUGUAUUUGAGCUUUUUUCAGUGGUUUUUUUAACCACUGAAAAUUCUAAUUUUAAAGAAUUAGAUGUCUUUACCUGCCUUUUUAAAAAAGAUAUUCAGCUGAAUUUAACUUAUCUGUAUGUUUAGUGGAGGAGGGAGAGGUAGCAAACUAGCUUGUCAUUUUGUCAAGCAGUCAGUCAGUGGAAUUUUAUUAAGUUGUGAAAGGGACAGUCAAUUAGUUUUAAGGAAUGAGGUUUGGUUUAAAUAUACUCCCAACUUCAUCCCUUCUAAGAAAUGCUAUGACUUUUUUACAUU